This is a messenger RNA of Bipolaris maydis ATCC 48331, 1266 nucleotides long. RefSeq lists its product as uncharacterized. The record is from RefSeq and is a predicted model, not a curated record. Gene Ontology annotation, molecular function: FAD binding; monooxygenase activity. Lineage: Eukaryota; Fungi; Ascomycota; Dothideomycetes; Pleosporales; Pleosporaceae.
AUGAACUCCACCAACGGACAUUUCUUGGUCCUUAAUAUCGGAGUAGUAGGCGCAGGGAUCGCAGGUUUGGCUGCAGCUGCUGUGUUGAGUCGUCUAGGACAUAAUGUGGAACUGUAUGAACGCUCACAUUUUACGAACGAGGUCGGGGCUGCUAUACACAUAGGGCCCAAUUCGGCCCCAAUUCUACGUGCGCUGGGGUUUGACAUCGCUGGCGCAAAGCUACUUGAAGUGCAGCAGGGUGUGCAAUUCGACGGGGAGACAAUGAAAGAGACGUACCGUGCCAACUAUGAUGAUUAUCGUACAAGAUACGGGGCACCGUGGUACUUCUCGCAUCGUGUCGACCUACACAGAGAACUGAAGCGGCUUGCAUUGCAGAAAAAAGAACGAUCCCGCGGCGCAUCAUUGAAUCUUUCAGCAACUGUAACCUAUGCCGACUGCGAGAAUGGUAUUUUGACAUUUGCAGACGGGACCGCAAUUCGAAAAGAUGUCAUAAUUGGCGCAGAUGGAGUUCAUUCCGUCGUUGCGCAAUCUGUCCUAGGUGGCGCUAUGCCCAAAAUUGAGACCAGUCAUUGCGCGUACAGGUUCAUGGUCCCUACAGCCGAGCUUCUGAAAAAUAGCUCAAUCGCGCCAUACUUCCAAGAAAAGAAAACAACUUUUUCUAUAGCUGCUGGUUCUGAUCGAAGAAUCGUGUGGUAUCCUUGCAGAAAUGGAGAACUAAUGAAUUUUGUUUGUAUCCACCCAGCCAAGGAUGGGAGGUUGGAAACAGAAGAGUGGAAUGUUUCGGGAAAUACAGAAGACCUAAUUGCUACAUACUCCUCCUUCCAUCCCGCUCUUCUGGACAUAUGUAGCCUCGUUAAAGAACCUAAGCUUUGGAAAUUAGUUUAUCGACCACCUAUUGAAACCUGGGCGAAAGGCAAAACUAUCCUCAUUGGUGAUGCAGCACAUCCGAUGCUUCCUCAUCAAGGCCAGGGAGCAAAUCAAGGCAUUGAGGACGCUGGCGCAUUAGGCGUGUUCCUCUCGCGGAUCUCAAGUCUCAGCGACAUACCUGCUCGUCUCCAGCAGGUGCAAGAUGCGAGACGCAACCGAGCUGCUGCAAUGCAGAUCUUUUCGAAUGCUGGGCAAGAUAAUUCAGAACAAAUUGAGGCUGAGGCAAGGACAUAUGUGAAGGGUGAUAUUCCGAAAAACCAGGAACAGUUCCAUGAUUGGAAUUUCGGAUACAACGUUGUUGAUGAUUGUGAAAGAAUAUCUUUAAGCACUAAGAUUUAG